This is a messenger RNA of Zea mays, 2093 nucleotides long. RefSeq names its product transporter of mugineic acid2. The record is from RefSeq and is a predicted model, not a curated record. Gene Ontology annotation, molecular function: transmembrane transporter activity. NCBI's taxonomy places the organism in Eukaryota, Viridiplantae, Streptophyta, Magnoliopsida, Poales, Poaceae. Bases 358 to 1719 code for a protein of 453 amino acids. The transcript has 16 exons. Gene Ontology annotation, biological process: transmembrane transport.
AAUUUUUGUCGUCGUCCUCUGUCCAUGGACCAUGGCUGCUGGCCCCCGCCUGUGGAAGGAAGGACGACGAUGAGCCAUCAAUCAGGUGGACUGGCACGCCUACCAAAGUACCAAGAGGGCGCCGGGGAGAAGCGGCUGCCUGGGGCCACCGCCCUUCCUCGACGUUUCUUUCUUUCCUUCCACGUCUCUCCACCUCCUCCUCCUCCUUUCUCUCUCAGUCUCUCUCCAGCCUCCGCCCGCUUCCUUCUUCUCCUGAGAGUCCUGUUGCUGUCUAUCUCCCCCGCGCGCUAUUCCUCCGCCUCGCGAUAGCAAUCCGCGCAUUGGACGUCGCCGCCUCACCGGACGGAGCCGGUCGAAAUGGAGGAGGCGGCGCCCGCAGGAACUAAUAAGGUGUACUACGACGGGUGCCCCGGCUGCGCCAUGGACCGGAGGAAGGAGAGCCGCGCCGGCGUCCCCUACAAGGAGCUGCUGUUCGUCGCCGCCGCCACCUUCGCAUCCGCUCUGCCAAUCACGUCCCUGUUCCCCUUCCUCUACUUCAUGAUAAGGGACCUGCGCGUCGCUGAGAGGGAGGAAGACAUUGGAUUCUACGCUGGUUUCCUCGGCGCAGCAUACAUGAUCGGCAGAGGCGUCGCGUCGGUCUUCUGGGGCGUGGUGGCGGACCGCGUUGGCCGGAAGCCCGUCAUCGCGUUCUCCGUCCUCUCGGUCGUGGUGUUCAACACCCUGUUCGGGCUGAGCGCCAAGUACUGGAUGGCUAUCGCUACGAGGUUUCUCCUGGGCGCCCUCAACGGCUUCCUUGCGCCAGCGAAGGCGUACUCCAUCGAGGUCUGCCGGCCUGAGCAGCAGGCUCUGGGUAUAUCGGUCGUAAGCACAGCGUGGGGGAUGGGCGUCAUAAUCGGCCCGGCCAUCGGUGGCUACCUCGCGCAGCCUGCCAAACAGUAUCCGCACCUGUUCCAUGAGAAAUCAGUGUUUGGAAGGUUCCCGUACCUGUUGCCAUGCCUGUGCAUCUCGUUCUUCGCCGCCUUGGUUGUCAUAAGCUGCGCAUGGCUCCCGGAGACCCUACACAAGCACAGAGGCCUGGAGAGAGCAGCAGCUGAAGUGGCAGAAGGCACGACAGCAGCAGCAGCAGCUCAAGAAAGCACCCCGGAGCCGGAGCCGGAGCCACCUAAGAGCAGCCUGCUCAGGAACCGGCCACUCAUGUCCUCCAUCGUCACGUACUGCGUCUUCUCCCUCCACGACACCGCGUACGUCGAGAUAUUUUCUCUGUGGACCGUGAGUGGCAGAGAUCACGGCGGCCUCAGCUUCGCGUCCAAGGACGUCGGCCAAGUCCUCACCGUCGCUGGCGCCAGUCUCCUGGUGUACCAAAUCUUCGCCUACCGUUGGGUCAACAAGAUCCUCGGCCCAGUCAACUCAACCCGAGUUUCGUCGGCGCUAUCCAUACCGAUAAUCGCCGCUUACCCCUUCAUGACGCGCUUGUCGGGAAUAAGGCUUGGUGUGCCUCUCUACGUCGCGGCGAUGCUCAAAAGCGUCCUCGCCAUCACCAGAGUCACCGGCACAUCGCUCCUGCAGAACAACGCUGUGGUGCCCACAGGAGCAGAGGGGCGCUGCGAACGGGAUAGCUACGACGGCGAUGUCUCUGUCCAAGGCGUUCGCUCCGGCCGUGGCCGGCAUCUUGUUCUCGUGGGCACAGAAGCGCCAGCAUGCCGCGUUCUUUCCAGGUGACCAGAUGGUGUUUCUGCUCCUGAAUCUGACGGAGGUCAUCGGGCUCGUGCUCACCUUCAAGCCUUUCCUCGCGGUUCCCCAGCAGUACAAACAGUGAAAGCGGUGCUGCGUGCGUGCGUGCUCUGCAUGGAUACUAUAGAGAGGUAGCUAGCUGCUAGCCAGUGUGUGUGGGCGAGAGCGAGACGAGGGAGAUGGACAUGUCAAGUAGAAGCAGAGGAUAUGAUGUCAUUAUACAUAUUUACUUUGCGAGAUAUGUAGUUCCUCAUGAGUCUUCGCUGUGCGGUUUUCUAAAAAAAAAUUGAGAUAAAGUUGGUCUCUCAAUUAUAUGGUGCAUUCCGGACAUCAUUGUUACAUGGAAAGUGUACUUCCUCUAA